Fopius arisanus is the source of this 1416-nucleotide messenger RNA. RefSeq names its product peptide transporter family 1. Gene Ontology annotation, cellular component: plasma membrane. Gene Ontology annotation, molecular function: dipeptide transmembrane transporter activity. The record is from RefSeq and is a predicted model, not a curated record. Lineage: Eukaryota; Metazoa; Arthropoda; Insecta; Hymenoptera; Braconidae. Gene Ontology annotation, biological process: dipeptide import across plasma membrane.
AGAAUUCUCAAUAAUUGGACUACUUCUAAUUGCUCUUGGUACGGGUGGUAUAAAGCCAUGUGUAGCGGCAUUCGGUGGUGAUCAAUUCAUUCUGCCGCAGCAAGAGAAACAUCUCGUCAUGUUCUUCUCAGUCUUCUAUUUUGCCAUAAAUUCUGGCUCACUCAUAUCAACAUUCCUCACUCCGGAACUCCGUAAUAACGUUAAAUGUUUUGGAGAUCAGGAAUGCUUUUCCGUCGCCUUCCUUGUACCGGCCAUCCUUAUGAUUGUCUCAAUUAUCAUAUUCGUAAGUGGAAAAUCUCUGUACAGACUGAAGGAACCAGAAGGCAAUGUCGUCUUGGAUGUUGUCAAAUGUAUGUCGAGAGCGGUUUACAGAAAAGUAAAGAGAAAGAAAGAGGUUGAGCGUGAACACUGGCUAGAUUAUGCAGAUGAUAAGUAUGACACCACAUUAAUUUCCGAUAUUAAAGCCGCUCUGCAAGUGCUGACUCUCUUCAUUCCGUUACCAUUCUUCUGGGCUCUGUUUGAUCAGCAAGGAUCACGAUGGACCUUUCAAGCAACAAGAAUGGAUGGCCAAAUUGGGAGCUUUCUCGUAAAAGCCGAUCAAAUGCAAGUUAUCAAUCCACUCUUCAUUGUCAUCUUCAUUCCAAUAUUUGAAACCUGUUUAUACCCUUUAAUGGCAAAGAUCAAAUGCAUCGAUACACCAUUAAAGAAAUUGACUACUGGUGGACUUUUAGCGGCCGUCGCCUUCAUUUUGUCGGCUCUCGUGGAAUUAAAAUUAGAGACGACUUACCCUGUUCUUCCAACCAGUGGAACAGCACAAUUGCGGAUUUUUAAUCCAAGAGACUGCACAUUGCCAAUUAUAGUUAAUAAUCAAUCGAUAGUUAUGGAACCGUUUGGUAUUUGGGGAGACAGUGAUGUGAACAUAAAUGGGAAUAAAUCAAUAGCCUACAGUGCCGAUUUUUCGCAAUGUGGUUCAAACAAAAAUUUCUCAGGAAUUAUUACAGCUGUAGAAGGCCACGCUACUUCAUAUGUACUUCAACCGUCUUCAGAAUCGUAUUCGUAUAUGUACGAGGAUUACGUUAAUAAGAGUACGAGUGGAAAUCCUGCAAUUCGAGUGCUGAGUUAUAACACAUUGGGGUCUAAAGUCAUCACCAGAGUUGAAUUAACACAGGCGAAUUAUGUUUUUCAAACAACAAGCACAGAACGGGAUAUAGCACAAGUAACACCAGUGGCUGACUUUGCUCCUGGAGAAUAUAAUAUCAAAGUCAAUGGAAAGGAUGUUGGAUCCAUCUUCAUCAAACUCGGUGGUGUUUAUACCCUGCAGACGUAUAUUCAUGAGAAUAUAACGAAAAUAAACCUCACCACCAUCACUUCAGCCAAUUCUCUUCACAUCCUAUGGCUCAUUCCUCAGUACGUCGU